UCCCGCCGCCACCGCCGCCGCCGCCGUCGCAGCCGCCGCCAUGUCGGGCUCCCCGGUGAAGCGUCAGCGCGUGGAGUCCGCGCUGGAGCAGCUCAAGCAGUUCACUACCGUGGUGGCCGACACGGGCGACUUCCACGCCAUCGAGGAGUAUAAGCCUCAGGAUGCCACCACCAACCCCUCGCUGAUCCUGGCCGCAGCACAGAUGCCCGCCUACCAGGAGCUGGUGCAGGAGGCCGUGGCCUAUGGCAAGAAGCUGGGCGGUUCACAAGAGCAGCAGCUGAGAAAUGCCAUGGACAAGCUCUUUGUGCUGUUCGGCGUUGAGAUCCUGAAGAAGAUUCCAGGCCGAGUGUCCACAGAAGUAGACGCAAGGCUCUCCUUUGACAAGGCUGCCAUGGUGGCCCGGGCCAGGCGCCUCAUCGAGCUCUACAAGGAAGCUGGAGUCAGCAAGGAGCGGAUUCUCAUCAAGCUGUCCUCCACCUGGGAGGGCAUCCAGGCGGGAAAGGAGCUGGAAGAGCAGCACGGCAUCCACUGCAACAUGACACUGCUCUUCUCCUUCGCUCAGGCAGUGGCCUGUGCCGAGGCGGGCGUCACGCUCAUCUCGCCGUUUGUGGGCCGCAUCCUUGACUGGCAUGUGGCCAACACAGACAAGAAGUCCUAUGAGCCCCUGGAGGACCCUGGGGUGCAGAGCGUCACCAGGAUCUACAACUACUACAAGAAGUUUGGCUACAAGACCAUCGUCAUGGGCGCCUCCUUCCGCAACACGGGCGAGGUCAAGGCGUUAGCCGGCUGCGACUUCCUGACCAUCGCACCCAAGCUCCUGGCCGAGCUGCUCAAGGACACCACCAAGCUGACACCCAUGCUCUCAGCCAAGCCCAGGCCAGUGACCUGGAGAAGCUGCACCUGGACGAGGCCGCCUUCCGCUGGCUGCACAACGAGGACCAGAUGGCCGUGGAGAAGCUCUCUGACGGGAUCCGCAAGUUCGCUGCUGAUGCCGUCAAGCUGGAGCGGAUGCUGGCGGAACUCAUGUUCGGCACCGAGAAUGGCAAGUGAGGCGCCCGAGGCGUGCCCUGAGGGUCCCUGGACGGCCCAGAACGAGGCACGCAUUUCUUUGCAGGUGGAGCGGGGUGGAUCAUGGGUUUCUGAUUUUAUGUAAAUUUUGCCUUGUGCAGUAAAGCAGUCACUUCUC
Ochotona curzoniae (black-lipped pika) is the source of this 1186-nucleotide messenger RNA. RefSeq names its product transaldolase 1 (gene TALDO1). The record is from RefSeq and is a predicted model, not a curated record. Bases 41 to 1153 code for a protein of 370 amino acids. The transcript is spliced from 8 exons. Gene Ontology annotation, molecular function: transaldolase activity. Gene Ontology annotation, biological process: carbohydrate metabolic process; pentose-phosphate shunt, non-oxidative branch; pentose-phosphate shunt. Gene Ontology annotation, cellular component: cytoplasm; intracellular anatomical structure. NCBI's taxonomy places the organism in Eukaryota, Metazoa, Chordata, Mammalia, Lagomorpha, Ochotonidae.